Molecule: messenger RNA, 1383 nt
Organism: Naumovozyma castellii
Lineage: Eukaryota; Fungi; Ascomycota; Saccharomycetes; Saccharomycetales; Saccharomycetaceae
Exons: 1
Coding region: 1-1383 (460 amino acids)
Source: RefSeq, a predicted model, not a curated record
AUGACUAUUCAAAAUCCCAAAGUGGAUUUUACCAUCUCGGAUGAUGAGGAUGAAAUCGAUACAGAUCUACCUCUAUCACCGAUUACUCUCGAACAAAAGAGUUUCCAGCAUCCAUUAUCCAACAUUAUAGAAAGUGAUAAUGAUAUCAUUGCUGAAGAAAAUGAAGAAGAUGAUGAACAAACUCCGACUUCAGAACUUCAACGAAUUAAUAAGGAGUAUUUAAAACCGAAUAUUGGUUUAAUUUUAUUGAUCUUUGCACAACUUUUCAAUUCUCUUAUGGUGACCUCAACAAAGGUUCUAGAGACAGAUCCCGAGGAUAAAGCAUUAGGGACGUCCAUUAAACCAUUUCAAAUCCUUUUGGUUAGAAUGGCAAUUACAUAUUUGGGGACCUUAAUUUAUAUGUAUUUGAAUCGUUCUACUAUUGAUUAUGUACCGUUUGGUGAUCCUAAAGUGAGAAAAUGGUUAAUUUUAAGAGGUUGUGUCGGGUUUUGGGGUGUCUUUGGGAUGUAUUUCUCAUUAAUGUAUUUAAGUAUCAGUGAUGCUGUGUUGAUUACAUUUUUGGCACCUACAGUGACAAUCAUCUUAGCAUGGAUAAUUUUAAGGGAAAGAUUUACCAAAGUGGAAGCCGCUGGAGCAUUAGUUUCAUUACUUGGUGUUGUCUUAAUUGUUCGUCCCACUUUCCUCUUUGGCUCUGACAUGACUACUCCAUCCGAUGUGGAAUUAGACGUUGAUUUAAAUCCAAUGAGAGAUCAGGCAGAAUCAUCUAACCCUGCCGAUCGAUUAAUGGCAUCUAUUGUUGGUUUAUGUGGUGUUCUCGGGAUGAGUAGUGUUUACAUCAUCAUUAGAUUUAUUGGUAAGAGGGCGCAUGCGAUAAUGAGUGUAAGUUACUUUUCGUUAAUCACGUUGAUCAUAUCCACAGUUUGUAUCAUUGUUAUGCCUUCCAUGAGAUUACAGUUUCCUCAUUCUUUAAAACAAUGGUUAUUAUUUGCUAAUCUUGGAUUCUGUGGAUUUUUCUUCCAGUUACUAUUGACGUUAGGUAUUCAAAAGGAACGUGCCGGGAGAGGUUCAUUGAUGUCAUACACUCAGUUAGUUUAUGCCAUCUUUUGGGAUGUAACAUUAUACAAGAAUUGGCCCAGUAUAUGGUCAUGGCUGGGGAUGAUUAUUAUUAUUGGCAGUACGCUAGUGGUAAUGAGAUUAAAGCCAAAGCAAAACAAGGAUGGGAGUCUUGUUGUGGAUGAACCCCAUGAUGAAGAAUCCACCCCAGUAAUAGUGGGAGAAAUAAGUAGAGAUGUUUCGAGUCCCGUUUUCAAAUUGGAAGAUUUUCCUAAAUCCAACGUAACAAGUAACAGUACUUCAAGCAUCCCCAUUGUUACACGUCGAUGA